AUGACCGAACGAAUUAGUACUACUGCACCAACUAUAGGCGACAAACCGUGGUAUCAUUAUCCCGUCGGCGAUAUUCCAGACGACACCUUGCGCCACAUUGUUUCCAGCUUCAAUGAACGCUUCAACCAGGCCGCGCUUUCCUCACGGGAAAACUACGCCGCGAAUACGUUCCUGCCUGCGUACAAUAAGGUCGUCCGUGCCUGGGAGCAGGAGCCCAACAUCUAUCCCACUCAGCUGCCCGUCGCCGAAGUACCACCCUAUCCGGCCACUCCCCAUCCAUCGAGGAUCGAGUUUUUCCGGGUGGUCUACGACCUCCUGGAUCGGAAACCCACUUGUAUUGAAGAUCACCUGAAUGCCGAACUGGCAGCGCAGCGCGCCAUCGAGUGGUUCGUGGAGUGCAAAAUUCCGCAUGUCAAUGGUCCAGAAGUCUCCCUAGAGAUCAAAACAUGGGGUGCAGAUGAGCUAUACAGGCAUAUCUGGGGCGCAGAUGGGGAAGGGCCUCUGGGUCGUCUCCGCUCCGUUGUAGGGAAAUCGGUCUCGAUUGACGGCAUCGAGUACAAAAUCCAUGCCUGCUUCACUGCGACUGAGGACAUUGAUCCCGUGUACGAGCUACAUGCCGUGGAUAGCCCGCAGGAUAAGAGAUACGUCCCUCUACCGGAAUUGGAGAACCUGAUGGGACGGAUUAUACUCUGA
Punctularia strigosozonata HHB-11173 SS5 is the source of this 693-nucleotide messenger RNA. RefSeq lists its product as uncharacterized. The transcript has 3 exons. Bases 1 to 693 code for a protein of 230 amino acids. The record is from RefSeq and is a predicted model, not a curated record. Lineage: Eukaryota; Fungi; Basidiomycota; Agaricomycetes; Corticiales; Punctulariaceae.